AAAAAAGAUGGCAGACGGUAAUGAUCUAGUUAUGCUUGAAAUGGAGGAAAGAGAGGAGCGUGAACAUUUUGCUCGUGUUAUUAACUCCUUUAAAUUUUACAAGUGAGACGAUUUUGUUAUUAGCUUCAGAUUUUGCCAUAAAUUUGAUUGAUAAUUUUGUUCUACUUGUUGAACCAGAUAUUUAAAGUGUUUAGUUUAAGUUUAGUACUUCCCAGGUCAGACGCUUGUACUUGUAAUUGUUCCUUGUUGUCUGUUAUUGAAAGUGAAACGAAAGCGUUAUUGUUUGUUGUUGACAUCGCGGAUGUAAAGCCAUUAUGGCAGUAUGAUGAAUAUGGGGAUGGGAAUUAUUAAGAAACAAUGGUAAAAGAAUUUGAAAAAAAAAAGAAGACAGCAUAUCAGAUGAUAGCAGAGGAUAUAAACAGACACCUACAUUCUACGUCUACAUCUUCAACAGAAAACAACUGAUGAAAUAAAAUGGCAAAAAAAAAUGAAAAAGUAAAGCCCUCUCAUUCUUCAUCUUAAUGUUUAGAACUAAAAAUAAGUCAAAAGAGAAAUAAAAAUACCUCAGGUUUAUCGAAUACCACAGGACUGGAAGAUGUUUAGUAAAAGUAAGUAAAGAAGUAGGUUUAGUAGGUGUCGAAAUUCAAACUAUUAUUAAUACAAUGAACAGUUUGAUUCAACACUGCUUCCAUCCUUAUAAUAGUUUAUCCAUCAUAUUAGUAUAAUGAAGUAUUAUGUGGCAUGUAGGUGAAGAGGGAGCACACCCCAGUCACCAACAUUAGGGGAUGCCAAAAUCUUCUUUAGAUUAAAGAACCUUAAAAAGUAAAUUUUAGGUUAAUAUCCCAUGUACUUCACUAGACAAGUGGCACCAUAAUUGUCUUUUUUCUGGUAUGCAUUUUUCCAUGGCAUGGUCUUGAUUAUGAGUAUGACUUAGGUAUGUAUGAGAUAAGUCUUCAGUUUAAAUAUAUUGACUUGGAGUAUGCCUAAAUUAAACUAAGUACAAUUAACUAUUCUAAUGUGGUCAACUUGACAAUAAUAUUAAUGUUUUAUCCGUCGCAGUAUUCUGUUUAUCUACUUCUAACUCUUUCCAUGCCAUGGGGUUUUUAUGUUUCUGCCAGACCGGUUUUCGCCCAAUGGCAAUAUUUUAGGUGCUUCUACUCUUAUCAAUUAAUGAAUUUUGAAUAACGGUACCCUUUUUUUUAGUAAGAUAGUUGUAUUUCAUAUCAAAUUAAAUGAAAUUAAACAGAGAAUAAUAGUAUGUCAAAGAUAAAACAAUAAGACAGUUUAGAUAGUUUAAAUUUUAUUGGUAAUAUUCUGAGAUGAAAAUCUUUUUUUUUUUUGGUAUAAUGCACACCAAAUAUGAACUUAUCAGACUACUAAAUGGUCUGAGUAGCUGGUAUCCUAUUCUGCUUCAAUCACCAGAAAUUAUAUCCAUUUUUGAUCAGAAUGCAUGUUACAUUUUGAAAAUAUUCCAUUUAGGGACAGAGUUAAACACAUUUUUGUAACGUUAAUGUCAACAGAAGAAAACAGUUUCUUUUCAAUGUAUAUAUACACAAAUAUUUUACUUUGGUAAAAAUUUCUUUCUGUGUGGCCCUUUCUGAAGCACUCUUUAAAUACACAGAUGAGGCCUUCCUGUGCAUCCAGUGCCCACAAAGCAGUCGUGUUUGGUUAUUUUGUGCACUUCACAGUAUGCACACUGUCAAUCAUGCCCGUCAUAGUCAACCUGGUGCUUAUUUUCACUAAGACUCUAUUUGCACUGUUGAUGAGCUUUUUCCCUGGCUUUGAUAGAGUGGGCAGUAAAGGAAUGAGUGUUUCAGGGUUCUGAAAUUAUUCUUCCUGCAUCUUUUCUGUCUAAUUUCUGACAUCUCUUUGCAGGAACAGGAGUAGUAUUAUUUGAAUCCUCAGUGACACUGUUGCCUUGGUAAAAAAGUGGUUUUGGAAAAAUUCAUAAAUUUUGAACCAUUUCGAACUAGAAAGUUGAUCUUGGUGUUUUUUUAAUCCAUUCUCUAGGCUCUAUACAGCUAUGGUAUUUUUAUAUUUAAAAAAAAAAAAUUGAAAUUUUUACUAAAGUGUGACUGUCACCACAAUUACUAUCACCAUCACCAUUCUAUUUCCAUUUGGCAUUUACCGACCCACCAGAAAGCUGAAAACCAUCACUGGAAUCAGAUUCAAAUUCAAAUUAUUCAUGGCUAUUGUUCAAUGUUUCAGCAUCAAUAAAGCUCUUUUGUUUUCAAACUAGACCGACCUACAUGGUCUAGCAACAGCUGAUGUGCUUGGAGUAGGCAUGGCCACUGCUUUGUUUACAACAGUUUUAACACAAAUAGAAAAUAGGUUACAAUUAUUAGAAAAACACUUGUAAACAAACCCUUCUUCCAAAAGAAAGGAAGUAGGAAGUUCAUUUGAGGACAUAAAAAGUAAGAUUGAUAGCCGUAAACAAGGAAAUAAACUACAGAAAUUAAAUCAACGAUAUAUUGUCUCUUGGCACAAACGCGGCCAGUCUGAUCGAUGAUAUAUCGAUACAUAGAGUUAACAAGCUAGGCUUAUGCUUAGUCCACUACACUAACAUUAUAUCUUAGUUUACAUUGCAAUGUGUAUAAAACACAAUUAUUAUUUUACUUAUGUACAAACAGCACACUUGUUACUGUGACUCAGUGAGAGAUGACAGGUAAAGAAAGGGACUUGAUUGAUAAUGACUUCAUUCAAUUACAGAUAUUCAUGUUUUUAAAACCUGCUUUGUUAAGUACCUUUGACUUUGAGCAAACAAAAGGAUAAUUUUGAUUUAAUUUUUAACAGAAUGCACAGCUUGAAAAGAUUGCAGUUGAGCAAAGUUUCCUACAAUAACCUGAGUGAACAGCACAAAAAUAGAAUUCUAGGAUAUAUGGACAACAUCGAUACAAUUCAGACCUGCAUUGUCCAUAACUAUGAAGUGAUCAAGCUUAUUCUUCAGGACUGCCAAUAUAUGUUUCUCAACAAGGAUGAAUGCAUAACAGAUGGUGUUUGUAUACUUUAA
Molecule: messenger RNA, 3010 nt
Organism: Lymnaea stagnalis (great pond snail)
Lineage: Eukaryota; Metazoa; Mollusca; Gastropoda; Lymnaeidae
Source: the annotation of a GenBank genome assembly